UGGUAAUGUUUUGUUAUUUUAGUGGUAUUUGGAUUUAUUAUUCUAAGCGGAAGCAUAUGUUAAUUAUUUUGUUAAGUUUAGAAUAUAUGUUGGGAGAAUUUCAAAAUGAGUUAUAUUUUUCAAUAAUUUAUUUGGUAUUUGCGGUUUGUGAAGGUUCUGUAGGACUUGGUAUUUUAAUUCCUAUGGUACGUUCUCAUGGAAAUGAUUUCUUUCAGUCUUUUAUGGUAUUACGAUUAUCUAUUAAUUUGAGUGGAAAUAUUGAAGGUAGAUUAAUUCCUACGCUAUUUUUAAUUUUAGGAUGGGGUUACCAGCCUGAACGUGUUCAGGCUGGUAUUUAUUUGUUAUUUUAUACAUUUUUAGCUUCUUUACCUUUAUUAAAUAGUUUAUUAAAUUUUUAUAAGAUGAAUGGAAUUUAUAUUUAUAUGGAUUUUGGGGUGAUGAGGUUAAUACCUAUAUUUAUGGUUCAUUUAUGGUUACCUAAGGCUCAUGUUCAGGCUCCUAUUUCUGGUUCUAUAGUGUUUGCAGGUGUUUUGUUAAAGUUGGGUGGUUAUGGAUUAAUGCACGUUUUUAGAAUUAUGAUUAGUUGGAGGCUUUUUAAUAGGGUUGGUAUCUUUACGUCAGGUGGAUUUGAAAUCAUUAAUUGCUUAUUCAUCUGUUGUACACAUAGGAAUAGUUUUAGUUGGUUUAAUGACUUUAAAUUCUUGAGGUUUUUGUAUCGUUAUUUAAUAAUAAUUGGACAUGUAUUAUGUUCUUCUGGUUUGGUUUGUUUAUCAAAUAUUGUUUAUGAGCGGUUGGGAAGUCGUAGAUUAAUUAUUAAUAAGGGAUUAAUAUGUUUAAUACCUAGAAUAACAUUA
This is a messenger RNA of Gryllus bimaculatus (two-spotted cricket), 854 nucleotides long. The record is from the annotation of a GenBank genome assembly. NCBI's taxonomy places the organism in Eukaryota, Metazoa, Arthropoda, Insecta, Orthoptera, Gryllidae.